AGUACGCGACCAAAAGCUAACGCGAAUAAUUGAAAGCGGAAAAGCAAAGCAAAGCUAAGCUGAAACGUGCAUUGCAUAUUACGAAAUUGCAGCAGCCAGUUGAACAGCUUGCCUGCUGCGAUUCGAGAGAGAGAGCGAAAGAAAAAAACACAAAAAUUUUAAAGUUUUUAAAUCCGAAGGAAAAGGCCAUACAUACAUACAAACACGCAUAAUAUGUGAAUAUAUAGAAAUAGUUAGCCAAAUUCAAGAAGACAAAACCAAAUGCAUCCAGCAACAACAACAACUGCAACUCAAAUAGCAACAAAAGAGAACAACAACACAUAGCACAUAGAACAACUGUAACAUCAGCUGCAAGCAAAGCUAACGAGAAAGAACAACAACAGCAAUAUCACCAAGGACAAACCGCCCACUCAAUGCACUAACAACUAUACACACACACACGCACACACCCACAAAAGCAGUAGCACUAGCAAUAACAACAACAACAGCAACAAGGGAACAGUGAGAGCGAGAGAGUGUAACAAGCACUGCAUGUGAGCGAGAAACAUAGCUAGCGAAUAGAGGAUAUAACACAUAACAAAACGAAAAGCAAAAACUAACUGUUCUACUGCUCGCGUUUAGUUGAAAGGGUCACUCGGUAAUUGUCAAAAAAAAAGAAAAGAAAAAAUACAAAAGCAAAAAAACGAAUAAGUUUCAAGACGAAGGAGGAGAAGACAGAAACAGAAACAAAAACAAAAUCCAACAAAUAGCAAAACAACAGUAACAGCAACAGCAACAGCAACUGCGACAGCGACAACAACACCGACUACCAAUAUGGAUCGCUACGAUAUGGACGAUGUUGUUGUUGCGCCACCGCCCGAACACGACGACGGCAGUUACCCAUUAAAGGAAUGGCGCCUCAAGCAUCAGGCUGGCACAUUGACACGCAACGAUUUAAUCGACUACUUCAAAAAGGAAUCGCCAAAGUAUUUCGAAUUUCAAAAUGAAACAGAAACAGACGAUUCAAAUGCACCAACUUACUCCUUCAUGGUCUCGGUGCAAACCCUUAACUUUGAUGAACAAGUCUCCACGAGCUCGAAAGCAUCAAUGUUGCUGCAAGAAAUCAAACGCUUGCAGGAGUCAAAGCAUGCCGUGACCUGCGGGUCCUUGAAAUGCAUGUUCAAGGAGUCACUGGCCAAGGAGGAGAUCAUCGAUGUUAUGGUCGAGUUCAUGCUCGGCGAUAAUCCGGCUACAGCGCUCGAGAAGCUGCAGCUCGAGGGCAACACGGCCACCGUGUGCGGCAAGGUGUUCAAGAAUGGUGAACCCACCUACAGUUGUCGCGAGUGUGGCGUCGAUCCCACUUGUGUGCUGUGUGUCAAUUGCUUUAAGCGUUCGGCACAUCGCUUUCACAAGUAUAAAAUGUCCAGUUCCGGCGGUGGUGGAUGCUGUGAUUGUGGCGACGACGAGGCCUGGAAGCGUGAUCAAUACUGUGAACUGCAUUUGGCAAAUCGCAAGAAUCCCCUGGAAAGUAAGAUCAUAACAAACGCUGUGCUGGAACGUGCCGAGGUCUGUUUCAGUGCGAUUCUGGCAUUCUGUGUUAACUAUCUGCAAAUCGAACCGAAUGCCAGUCUCCAGUGCCUCGAUGGCGAACUGGAUGGUGCCAAUUUCUGUACGGUUCUGUAUAACGAUGAGUCGCACACGUUCGAUCAGGUCAUACAGACGCUGACAAAGAUUGCCAAGUGCCGUCACAAGGAUGCCAUGGAGAUUGUGGCCGCGAUUGAUCGCGAGGGUCGCGCCGUUGUCAAGUGUGAUACGUUCAAGGAGUGCAACGACCUUAAGACGGCCAUCGAGAAUCAAAUGAUACCGCCAUCCGGUAUGCUGACGAAUCCCCGGCAUAGCCAAUCGUUGCGCACAUCGGUGCUGAACAUCAAUUCGGUGGCAUGCCAGCAGUUUGCCCUGCAAUUGCUCAGCUGGUUCCAGGAGUUCCUCGUCCGUCAUUAUCUAUUUCGCAAGCGUUUCGCCCAGCUGGUGCAGCAGAAGAAUGAAUCGUUUUGCAUACGGCUGAUACUCGAGUACGAUGUGAAACUGUGGAAGACGGCACGCACCUGCUGGCAUCGUUUGCUCAUCUCCGGCAUGCUCAUGGAGUACGAGAACAAAAUGGUCUUGGCCCAGGAGUUCUCGCGACGCUAUGCGACCAUUGUCCAGGACUUUAUCAGCGAUGAUCACGAUCAUUCGUUCUCAAUUGUAUCGCUCAGCGUGCAGCUCUUCACCGUGCCCAGCAUUGCCCAUCAUCUGAUCGCCCAGGAGAGCAUUCUGUAUAAGCUGCUGCACACGUUCUAUCACGUGGCCAUCGAGAAGUUCAUACACAAUCGCCGGCUACACUUUAGCAAGAACAUUGCCAGCAUGGCGUUCUUCAAGCGAGCCAAUUACAUACUCUACGAUCUGCGUUAUCUGCUCAGCCUGAAGCCGGAAGUGCUCAGCAACAAGUUGCGAAACGGUUUCAUCGAAGGCUGCAAGGCGCUGAUGCCGGUGCUGAAUGUGAUGCAGGGCAUGGAGUCGAUAACACGCCAGAUGGGCCAGCAUAUGGACUACGAGCCGGAAUGGGAGUGCGCCUUCAAUUUGCACAUUAAGCUCGCCUCGACCAUAUCGCAGGUGAUCGAAUGGGCGGCCAGCGAUGUGACGCUGCUGCGCAAGCUCUACAAGAAGACGGUCCAAGCGCUGCUCAGCAACAAUUUCAUCGUGGGCAACGAGAAGGUCGAACCAAAGACCGUUGCCGGCCAUGUGGCCGAUUGUCUCAUCUACGAUGUGUCCACGCAUCCCGUCUCGAUACAUUUGCCACUGUCGCGCUUCUAUGCGGGCAUCUAUUUGCAUCUGGGUGCCCACGAUCUGACCUACGACAGUCUGCAGGCGGAAACUGAGGCGCUGAACAUAAAGCUGACGCCGCGUGAGAUUAUUGAGCCGGUGCUCUGUACACAGGCGAUGAUAGCACAGGUCGCCGCUGGCAUGUGGCGUCGCAAUGGCUACUCGCUGCUGCAUCAGUUGUAUUUCUAUCGCAAUGUGCGGUGUCGUGUCGAGAUGCUGGACAGAGAUAUUGUUUGCCUGCAGAUUGGCGCCUCGCUGAUGGAGAGCAACGAGUUUCUCAUACACAUGCUGAACAAAUUCAAUAUGAUCGCCUGGGCGCAGCCCAACUAUGAGGCGGAGUUGGCGCAAUCGACGGUCGACGAUGAGUUUAUGCGUCAGCUGUCCAUGACCGAUGAGUUCCUUGAGCUGCUGAUUGUCAUCAUUGGCGAACGCUGGAUGCCCGGCGUUUCGCUUGUCACCGAGGAGGAUCGUCUGCGCAAGGAGAUCAUUCAGCUGCUCUGCAUCAAGUCGCAUUCACAUUCGGAGCUAUCGCGUGCCUUGCCCGAUGGCAACGGCGGCAGCAAUGACAGCAUCAUCGAGGAUGUCAUCAAUACGGUCGCCGUGUUCAAGAAGCCCGUUGGGGCCGAGAGCAAGGGCGUCUACGAGCUGAAGGAGCAUCUGUAUGAGGACUUCAAUGUCUACUUCUAUCAUUACACCAAGGAGGACAAGUCCAAGGCCGAGGAGUUGCAACGCGAACGUCGCAAGAACAAGAACGAACUCGUCUGUUGCCCGCCGCCAAUGCUGCCACAACUAACACCGGCAUUCAAAUCCAUGGCGAACAUCCUGCAGUGCAAUGUGUUCCUGAGCAUCACCACCAUGAUCAUGGAUCGUGCAUUGGACGCUCACAGUCGCUCCUUUACCGAAAGUCACCUGCAAAAGGUGCUGCAUCUGCUAGGCUUUGCCAUUCAGGAGGAGCUCAGCGAGUACUAUCCGUUCCUUAGUUUUUACGAGAGAUCACAAAAAUACGGUGUGCUGGAAAAACUGGAUGAAUUGGCGCGUUGUCCACGCUUGGAGGCGCAUCGCGACUUUGUGCUGUGGACGAUCAGGCGAUUCAAGGAACUGCAGGCUAAACAAGCGCCCAAUGUGAGCGCCAGCACAUCGUCGGCAGCGAGCACCUCGGCGGGCACAUCGGUGGAGACAGCGCAGAGCGACUAUCAGCCACUCACCUCGGAGCAGCAGGCACGCCUCGAGAAGGAGGCGCGUUCACGUUUGGCCGCCGAGCGUCGGGCCAAGAUCAUGGCUCAAAUGCAGAAUGCUCAAAAGUCGUUUAUGAAAUCGAAUGCCGAAAUGUUUGCCAGCACCGCCACCGAAGAGGGCGCUGCUGGUGCUGCUGGAGUCGCCACUACCAGCAAGCCUGCAACGGAAUCGGUGAUGGACUGGGAUGAUAUACCCGAGCUGGGCGCUGCCGCUUUAAUACCCGAGCCAGCCAAGACGGUGGCGUGUUUGGGUGAACGACGCUGCGCCUCUGAGAUCGGUGAAAAAUGGUUCAAGUGCAUACUGUGCUUUGAGGAUUGCUGUGUGAGCAGCAGUGGAUCGCCGUUGGUUAGCUCGGCAUUUCUGCAGACAUCGCGAGUGAUUUACUCGGCGCCCAGCGUCGGUGGACUGAAGUCGGCGUUGCAUGUGAGCUGCUGCGGUCAUGUGAUGCACUACAAUUGCUGGAAGGAGUACUACAGCAGCGAGGAGACCAAGGAGCUGCGUCGGCCACAGCGCAAUCGUGUCUCGCUCACCCAGGCACAGAACGUGGAGUUCCAUUGUCCCUAUUGUCGCACUCUCAGCAACACUGUGCUGCCGGUCAGCGAGGCGUUGGCCAAAUUCUCGUCACCCCUAAUGCCGGCUGCCUCAACGGGAGCAGGAGCGGGCGCCAGCUCAGAGAAUGUGCUGCCCCUGGAUUGCUAUGUGGAACUCAUGCGCACCUUGGCCAGCGAGCUGGCCUACAUCGAGCACAUUUGGCCAGCAACAGCAGCAGGAACAGCUGCAGCAACAACAACAACAGCAGCAUCAACAUCAGCAGCAUCACCAUCGUCAGCGUUGUCACCGUCGUCAGCAGCAGCAGCAGUAGGAGCAUCGCCAUCGUUAGCAUCAUCAUCGUCGGCAACGUCGUCGUCGUCACCGUGGUCCCCAUGGUCGCCGUCAUCGUCCAGGUCAUCGAAGAUGGUCAGCGAUGACGAGUGGCUGAACAACAUCUAUCCCCGCAGCGCUGAUAUUCUGCGCAGAUCGAACAUCAUUGGCGAUUUGAUGCAAUUCGAACGCAGCGCCCAGGUCGUGGACAAGCCAUUGAUGCAUCCCAACUGGAUCGAGAUGAUGGGCUCCUUUCACAAGGCCAUGCGCAAUGCCACCCAAAGUCAGCUGCAGGGUCAGGCGAGCAAGGAUUCGUCGUCCAUAGCUGCCGAUAUCGAACUGGAUACGGUGUCGCUGCUGUGGAACACUUGCAGCUACACAUUGCAAGCCCUGGAAGUGUAUCUGUAUGCCAUACAGAAGCCGCUCAAGGCGGAGCUGCCGAUGCGGCAUCAAAGCUGCGCCAGCAAUCUGGUUCGCGCCUGUGCUCUCUACUCGUCGACGUUGACGGUGCCGCAGUUGCGCAGCCAGAGUCAACAGGGCGCCAAGCUGCUGGACACGAUCUUCAAUCAGAAGGGACCCAGCGUCCUUGAGUGGGAUUGCUUCCGCAUGCUCGUCCAGCUGAAUUUCAUGGUGCCCAAUCUGCUGGUCUGUGCUUCGAAGGCGAUCGUAGCGAGCGGCAGCAUGUUUGAUUUCUACACACUGCAAACGUGUUUCCUGGCCAACCUGACCAAGGCGGUGAUUUGCUUUGACUACGACAAGGAGAUGGCCAAGCACAAUGACGCCGAUGUCGAGGAUCUGCUGCAGCAAUCAACAUCGACAGCGGCGCCAGCGAUAACAAUGCUGCAGUAUGUGGAACAGCUGCCGGCGAAAAUCAAGCACAACCUGGCCAUAUUCUACAUUAAGAACAAUAUGGCAGCGCGUGUCCGUCAAUUCGAGCGCGACGGACGCCAGCGUGAGGAGUACGAGGAGAUGGAGCUGGAAAUGAGCGGCGAGGAUGGUGGGGCGACAACGUCAACGUCAGCAACAACGCUUGCCGGCGAUUGCACGCCAAAGCAUCUGGCGAUGCUGCUCGAGUAUGUGAAGCGGCAGCAGAGCUCGUUCCUGCGUUGUGCUUGCCUCUUCUAUCGCUGCAUGACCGAUGUCGAUUUCCCCGACACGUUUCCCACCGAUCAGCCGGAUCGGUUUGAUUUGAUGUGCCAGUAUCUGGGACUGGAGCCCCAGUUGGGCGUAUACUUUGACAUGGAGUCGGUGUAUGCCACCAUGAUGCAGAGCUUUGCCUCGCAUCCAUACAUUCGAACCGAGCUGUUCGAGCGUAGCGUUAGCAAACGUCAAGGUAACGCCCCAUCGUCGUCGUCGGCGUCGUCGUCAGAAAAGGAGUCGAUAGCGUUAGUGCCGUGCCAGCGGCCGUUGCCGCAUCUGGUCACACUGUACGAGGACUACAGUGAUCUCAUCAACAGCGUCUCGGACAUCUUUUGUCCGAACAACGAGCGCGAGGAGAUGAAAACACCAACGAUGUGCCUGAUAUGCGGCACCAUUCUCUGUGGCCAUUCGUACUGCUGCCAACCGGAGCUGGGCAAAACGAAUGUGGGCGCGUGCACGCACCACGCCCACGACUGUGGCGCCGAGGUGGGCAUCUUUUUGCGCAUACGCGACUGCCAGGUGGUCUAUCUGGGCCGUGGCAAGGGAUGCUUUGUGCAGCCACCGUAUCUGGAUGAGUACGGCGAGACGGAUCAGGGCCUGAGGCGUGGCAAUCCGCUGCGACUGUGCAAGGCCGCCUACGAUCGCAUCUUUCUGCAGUGGCUCGGACACAAUCUGCACGAGGAGAUUGCGCGUCUCAAUGAGAAUGCGAGCGUCGCCGUUACGCAGUGGCAUCACAUGUAGUCCGCAUGCGUGCGUCAUUAAAAUUAAUGCAAAAUUCAAAUGUGGCGGAUGGCGAAGGCGAAGGACGAUGGAGACAGAGAGAGACGACGACAGCGAGUGAGAGAGAGCGACAACAGUUGAACGAUAAGGAUGAGCAGAUCAUGGUUACCAUAAUCUUAGCGGAGCGAGAUGAUAGCGAUAGCGAUAAUGAUAGCGAUAUAUAGCAAUAUCGAAUAUGAUGACAAAGGCGGCGACAGUCAAUGUGAUUAUUACAUACUAAAAUUAGGAGAGCAUAUUUAUACGUCUAAGCAUUUUACUACUACUUAUCCAGCACCCCGCACAACCCUCCCCCCCAAACCAACCUAAACCCACCACUCUAAACUCCACUUCAAUCAAAUGAAAUUUAAUCGGUACGCCCACAGAGAUCAGCAGCACCACAACACGCAACAAGCAGGACACUACACUACUACACACACAUGUACACACACACACACACACACAUACUCCCAAAACAGAGAGCAACAUCAUCGACUCCAUUAAACACUUCUUCCUCGCAAUCCGCAAUGUGGAACAAUCGUUUAUUUUUUGUUUUGUUUUUUUUUUAUGUUGCGUGUUUGGCUGUUGUUUUUUGUUUUGUUCUUUUCUUCUUUAUAUAUAUAUAUACAUAUAUAUAUAUAUAUUACACACACAUAUAUGAUGUAUACAGCUGUAUUUUUUUAUAUAUAUGUAUUUUUUUUUUUUUUGUCUAACUGUAAUAUUAGAAAAACUUGUUGAUAAUUUGAUUAGCAGGCGGAGCGAAUUGCAGCUGCUUCCUAGUUAUUAUGUUAAAUAUGUAAUUGCAUACUUGAUUUAGCCUGAUUGAUUGAUAUAUAAUUGUGAAUUGUGAACGACAUGGACCGACAGACAGUUGAGUCAGUCUGGAAGUCAAUCAGGCAGUCAGAAGAUAGACAAGAGCGGCAUACAGGCAGCUUUGGCAACAAAUUAAAGGAUGAAGAGAAUUCACAAGAGAGAGAGAGAGAGAGAAAGAUGAUCAAUAAUAAGUAAAACAGUGAAUAAAAGUAAAAAAAAUUAAAAAGAAAAAUUAAAAACUCAGAUCCACCGUCCCCAAAAAUAAAACCCCCAAAAAAUAAAACUCAAAAAAGGAUUCGAAUUAUCGAAACAAAAAAACAAAAGAAAAA
Molecule: messenger RNA, 7976 nt
Organism: Drosophila nasuta
Lineage: Eukaryota; Metazoa; Arthropoda; Insecta; Diptera; Drosophilidae
Gene: Ubr1
Product: Ubr1 ubiquitin ligase
Exons: 11
Coding region: 814-6819 (2001 amino acids)
Biological process (GO): protein ubiquitination; ubiquitin-dependent protein catabolic process via the N-end rule pathway
Cellular component (GO): cytoplasm; ubiquitin ligase complex
Molecular function (GO): zinc ion binding; ubiquitin protein ligase activity
Source: RefSeq, a predicted model, not a curated record